Trachymyrmex cornetzi is the source of this 1316-nucleotide messenger RNA. Its product is annotated as gamma-soluble NSF attachment protein. Gene Ontology annotation, cellular component: vacuolar membrane; SNARE complex. Gene Ontology annotation, molecular function: soluble NSF attachment protein activity; syntaxin binding. Lineage: Eukaryota; Metazoa; Arthropoda; Insecta; Hymenoptera; Formicidae. The transcript has 8 exons. Bases 24 to 1073 code for a protein of 349 amino acids. The record is from RefSeq and is a predicted model, not a curated record. Gene Ontology annotation, biological process: intracellular protein transport.
ACGAAGACACCAUUCGGAGGAAAAUGUCAAAGAUCGAGGAGGCAAACGAGCACAUACGUCAGGCAGAAAAAGCCUUGAAACCUACAUUCUUGAAAUGGCGACCUGAUUACGAGGUAGCAGCUGAUGAGUAUUCACAUGCUGCAACCUGCUUCCGAGUAGCCAAAUCAUAUGCACAGUGUAAAGAUUGUUUAGUGAAGGCAGCCGACUGUUACAAACAAACCAAAGCAUGGUUCCAUGCAGCAAGGUGCAUCGAGCAGGCUCUGCUUGUUUGCAAGGAAAUGGGGAAUUUGUCAGAAGUAUCAAAACUAGCUCACAGUGCUUGUGGCCUUUUCCAGCAGCAUGGAUCUCCUGAAUCAGGCGUUACUGCUCUCGACAAGGCAGCCAAAAUGUUGGAAGCUACACAGCCCCAGCAGGCUCUGGAGCUAUUUAGACGCGCGGUUGAUAUAAUCACGGGCGAGGACAAUCCGCGACACGCAGCGGAAUACAUGAGCAAAGUUGCAAGACUAUUAGUGAAGCUACAGAUGUAUGACGAGGCGGCAGAUGCAAUACGUCGCGAGAUUGGCAUGUAUCAGGAUGUCAAACUUUGGCAGUCGCUUGGAAGGCUUACUGUGGCGUUGGUGUUAGUGCAAUUGGCACGAGGUGAUCAGGUUGCGGCCGAGAAGGCCUUCAAAGAAUGGGGUAACUUCUGCGAAGCCCCUGAAGUGCAAACAUUGGAGAUGUUGCUACAGGCAUACGAUAAUGAAGACGCGGAUGCAGCUCGGGCAGCCCUUAACAGUCCUUUUAUCAAACACAUGGACGUGGAGUACGCCAAGCUAGCGCGAGGUUUACCUUUACCACAACAGGAAUACGCUAUUCCACCUGCUGGAGUAAGAGCCAACGCCGCGGAAUCCUAUGUUUCUCCUAACGCGUCCAAGGCUGGCGGACAGGCUACCGUCGAAGCUGAAGUUAACCACGCAAAGAACGAAGUCAAUGAAUCUAGUCAAUCAAUCGAGAAGAAACCAGAAGUCGCAUCACCGCCAAAACCGACACAAAAACAGGAGGAAGAGGACGAUUAUGAAGGAGGCCUGUGUUAAUCGUCUUUACAUGUAAAAAAUUCCUGUAUUGCUUAUAAACUUUUAAUUGUGUAACGCUUGCAUGUAUAUUGAGCGUUUCAUCGCAUCGAAACACAUUAUUCGCUUCAAAAGAAUUUGUCUUUCAGCUUAACUUUUAACAGAAAUCUAACUGUCAGAAUUAUUAGAAGGCAAUGCAAAAAUGUGGAAAGGGAUAACGAUCUGUAUCUUUUUUUAUAUUUUAAAUUUUUAUUCACACAAAUAUGU